GGCCUCCCAAAACCCCCACUUGUGCUCUUACUUAUCUCUAUGGGCCUCACUUUAUAUAUUUAAAAGUGCCUAUUUGCCCUUCUCUGGUUCAUUUGCAUGGUUGUCUCUGGCCUCAGAAGAGAACCAUAACCCCACCUUGAAGCUGCAGUGUUUCUGUUUGACACCAGCCCAUCGGUGAGCUCUCCCACCCUCUGACAGGCUGACACCCUAUCCUCCACCCCUCCUGAGCCAACUUUUCCUCCAUGACCUCCACUUACUGCACGGCCCCAGUUACCCUCUCUGCUUAUAGCCCUUCCUCCCCCCAUAGGCCUUACCUCUACAACACCUCUUUUUCAAAGGCUUUUGGCCUUUAGUCUGUCCUUCCUGUUAUCUUCUUGCCUCUGUGACUCCCUUGUAUCUCUCCUACUGUGCCCACUUCUUCCCAGGACAGUGCUUUGCCUACCUUGUUCCUUGCUUUCUCCACUGGUGACUUGUGCCUGUGGGAAAGGAGUUGAGGAUGUGGGAAAGGGGGAGGAGAGAGGAGUGGAGGAAAAGCAGAAGAGGAAAGUGAAAGAAGACUUAAAGGAAACCACAGGGCUUGUGGGUAAGGAGGUUCAUUGCCAUGGUAACCCAUGGUUAUGGGGGAAGGGUAGAAGGUCCUGGCUGACCCAUAGCUUGGUGCUAGCAGGAGCCCACCCAGAGAAGGAGCCCCUCUUCUCCAGUUGCCUCCUCCUGCCAUGCUCCUAGGAUCCACCUGACAUUAUGGAGCACCUGCUAGAAGAUGGGCACUUGGCUAUGUUUAGUGGCUUCAGCAGGGAUCCUAAGAGCCAGUCCCUGCUGCCAAGGGGUGCCUCUUCUGGUAUGGAGCACAGCUCUUAUGAACACAGACCUAAUGUCCAGGUUCCUCUCAAAGCUCCCUAUGUUCAAGUGUGGGCCAGUGACCAAUCCUAUUUAUAUUUUCCACAGCCCAUUCUUACAGGCUUCAUCCUGCUUGGCCUCCAGCUGCUGUUACUACUGUGUUCUGCUUCUUUGCUCUCCUCUCUCCACUCUUUCCCAGUCUCUACUACUGUCUUGGCUCCUCCGCCCUCCGUUGCAUUCUCCAAGCCUGGCUCCGUGCCUCUCUCUCCAGCUUUCCAACUGUCUGAACCUUGCACUUCUCAAAGCCAUUCCACCUGCCUCCAUUACUUUUUACUCCUAGUGAUUUUUUUUUUAAAUUUUAAAAAUACCAUUAUUUUAUUAAUUUUUAUGUGGUGCUGAGGUUCGAACCCAGUGCUUUGACAUGUGAGACGAGCACUGUACCACUGAGCCACAACCCAGUUCCUACUCCUAGUAAUUCUUUAUCGUAUACUUUUUAUGUGCCACGUACUCUUGUAAGCAAUUGAUAUGAAUUAUUUAAUUCUCACCAUGAUCCUAGAGUCCCACUUGACAGAUGAGAAAGCUGCCAUAGGGAGGGUUAAGGAACUUAGCUAAGGGAAUUUCUACGUACUAGUAAGGGAGAACAGGACAGUUUGGUUCCAGAGCCCAUGGAGUUAAGCUCACUAAGAUACUGUGGUCCCUGGGUUUUCAAAAUGAUCAACAGUCUCUAACUUCCUCCUCUCUACAGUACUUUCUGCCCCCAUAGUCCUUCCCAUUUUAUUCCUUCCCAUAUGAGGAAGUGAAGAGAUCAUCAAUUGUGGAGGAAGGCUGGGCAACCACUUACUAGUUGCCUGCUCUUGAGCAAAGUUCUUUACUUCUUGCCUCCAGGCCUCAAUCUCUGCAUCUGUAAGAUUGGUGUGUGGGGUGGGGUAGGGGUACUAACACCUAGCUAAUGAGGUUGCUGUGAUCAUUAACUCUAACUUGGUGGUCCAGCACCUGACAAUAGAUGAGCUUUCUUUUUCCAGAUCUCUGCCUCAUUCAUGCUCUUGGCCCAGCCCUAACCCUGUCUGCUCCACCUUCUUCUAGAUCAGCCAUCCCUAAGACUCCCCCACCCCAGGGCGUGUCACUUCCUCCUCUGCAGCCUCCAGAUCAGUACACAAAGGCUGCUGCUGCCAUCAAAGGAAGGCUGCUCUGCACGCACCUAUGUGGAAACUGAGGCCCAGAGAGAAAGCCUGACGUGCCAUACAGCCAGCCAUGGUGGUUUUGUCGGUGGCUCUUGUUUUCCUACUGGCCCUGGGCAGAGGUGAAAGUGAAGUGGACAUCAAGAGCCCAUUCCCAAGGGAAGCCACAAAAUUGGGGGAUCCUGACCUGUCUCUGCCAGGGUCUUGCCAGCCAGCCCCCUCCUGCAAGAAGUGCAUCUUCUCACACCCUAGCUGUGCAUGGUGCAAGCAACUGAACUUCACCGCCUCGGGCGAGGCUGAGUCGCGACGCUGUGCUCGGCGAGAGGAGCUGCUGGCUCGGGGCUGCCCGCCGGAGGAGCUGGAGGAGCCCCGUGGCCGGCAGGAGGUGCUACAGGACAAGCCGCUCAGCCAGGGCAACCGCGGCGAGGGGGCCACCCAGCUGGCGCCGCAGCGGGUCCGGGUCGUGCUGCGGCCGGGGGAGCCCCAGCGACUUCGGGUCCGCUUCCUCCGGGCCGCGGGUUAUCCGGUGGACCUGUACUAUCUCAUGGACUUGAGCUACUCGAUGAAGGACGACCUGGAACGCGUGCGCCAACUCGGGCACGCCCUGCUGGUCCGGCUGCAGGAGGUCACCCAUUCGGUCCGCAUAGGUUUCGGCUCCUUUGUGGACAAAACAGUGCUUCCCUUUGUGAGCACUGUGCCCUCCAAGCUGCGCCACCCCUGCCCCAGCCGAAUGGAGCGCUGCCAGCCACCUUUCAGUUUUCACCAUGUGCUGUCCCUGACAGGGGAUGCUCAAGCCUUUGAGCGGGAGGUGGGGAGACAGAAUGUGUCUGGCAACCUGGACUCACCUGAAGGUGGCUUUGAUGCCAUUCUUCAGGCUGCCCUCUGCCAGGAGCAGAUUGGCUGGAGAAAUGUGUCCCGGCUCUUGGUGUUCACUUCAGAUGACACAUUUCACACAGCUGGGGAUGGAAAGUUAGGUGGAAUUUUCAUGCCCAGUGAUGGACACUGCCACUUGGACAGCAAUGGCCUCUACAGUCGCAGCCCAGAAUUUGACUACCCUUCUGUGGGUCAGGUAGCUCAGGCCCUUUCUGCAGCAAACAUACAGCCCAUCUUUGCUGUCACCAGUGCGACACUGCCCAUCUACCAGGAGCUGAGUCAGCUGAUUCCCAAGUCUGCAGUGGGCGAGCUGAGUGAGGACUCCAGCAAUGUGGUGCAGCUCAUCAUGGAUGCUUAUGAUAGCCUGUCAUCCACUGUGACCCUGGAACACUUUUCACUCCCUCCUGGGGUCAAUAUCUCUUAUGAAUCCCAGUGUGGAGGUUCUGAGAAGAGUGAAGUUGAGGCUGGGGACCGUGGACAGUGCAACAAUGUCCGAAUUAACCAGAUGGUGAAUUUCUGGGUUACCCUCCAAGCUAAUAACUGCCUCCCAGAGCCCCAGUUCCUGAGGCUCCGAGCACUUGGCUUCUCUGAGGAGCUGACUAUGGAGCUGCACACGCUGUGUGACUGUAACUGCAGUGAUACCCAGCCCCAGGCUCCCCACUGCAGCGAUGGCCAGGGAGACCUUCAGUGUGGAAUAUGCAGCUGUGCCUCUGGCCGCCUGGGUCGACUCUGUGAGUGUUCUGAGGCUGAGCUGUUCUCCCCGGAUCUGGAAUCUGGGUGCCGGGCCCCCAAUGGGACAGGACCCCUAUGCAGUGGGAAGGGUCGGUGCCAAUGUGGACGAUGCAGCUGUAGUGGACAGAGUUCUGGGCGUCUGUGCGAGUGUGAUGAUGCCAGCUGUGAGCGACAUGAGGGCAUCCUUUGUGGAGGCUUUGGCCGCUGCCAAUGUGGAGUAUGUCACUGUCAUGCCAAUCGCACGGGCAGAGCAUGUGAGUGCAGUGGGGACAUGGACAGUUGUGUCAGUCCUGAGGGAGAGCUCUGCAGUGGGCAUGGACACUGCAAAUGCAAUCGCUGCCAGUGCUUGGAUGGCUACUAUGGUGCUCUGUGUGACCAGUGCCCAGGCUGCAAGACACCAUGUGAGAGAUACAGGGACUGUGCAGAGUGUGGGGCCUUUGGGACAGGCCCCCUGGCUGCCAACUGCAGCAUGGCUUGUGCCCAUGCCAACGUGACUCUGGCUUUGACCCCUAUCUUGGAUGAUGGCUGGUGCAAAGAAAGGACACUAGACAACCAGCUGUUCUUCUUCCUGGUGGAGGAUGAAGCUGGAGGCAAAGUGACGCUUAGAGUGAAACCCCAAGAGAAGGGAGCAGACCAAACUCAGACCAUUGUGCUGGGCUGUGUAGGGGGCAUCGUGGCAGUGGGACUGGGGCUGGUCCUGGCUUAUCGGCUUUCAGUGGAAAUCUAUGACCGUCGGGAAUAUAGUCGCUUUGAGAAGGAGCGGCAGCAACUCAACUGGAAGGAGGACAACAAUCCUCUCUACAAAAGUGCCAUCACAACUACUAUCAAUCCCCGCUUCGAAGGGGCUGAUGGUCCCAUUCUCUGAGGGGGAAGGAGUCUCACCCAGGGCUCUUGUCUCUAGGAUAACAGUGGGAAUUGGGGAAGGGGGUAGCUAUCAGGCAGCAAUCUAAGGAACUAAUCCGCUGGUGAGGAGUGGUCGCCACCCAACUUCAUUUUCAGAGUGAUACUCAGAGGGCUGCUCCUACUGCUGUGACUUUGUUUUCCACCUCAAAAAAAGCAACCAUACCCAACCUAAGUAUACAAUAAAGUCUUACCUCAGACUGUAA
Messenger RNA from Ictidomys tridecemlineatus (thirteen-lined ground squirrel), 4726 nucleotides. NCBI's taxonomy places the organism in Eukaryota, Metazoa, Chordata, Mammalia, Rodentia, Sciuridae. The record is from RefSeq and is a predicted model, not a curated record.